Messenger RNA from Exophiala bonariae, 1350 nucleotides. RefSeq lists its product as uncharacterized. The coding region runs from base 1 to 1350 and encodes 449 amino acids. The transcript is spliced from 2 exons. The record is from RefSeq and is a predicted model, not a curated record. Gene Ontology annotation, biological process: regulation of transcription by RNA polymerase II. Lineage: Eukaryota; Fungi; Ascomycota; Eurotiomycetes; Chaetothyriales; Herpotrichiellaceae. Gene Ontology annotation, cellular component: Rpd3S complex.
AUGACGAAGCCGCCUUUGAACCCUGAUGAAGAAGUUGAUGGCGAAUGGUACUGCCCGCAAUGUGUUGCAAGACAGACCAAAGGCGUGCCACAUCCAUCUGGACUUCUUGGUUGGGUUGUUCGUCGUGUGGAUGAUACAAUUCCUAAAGCCUUCUCUUUACCAUCCGACGUUCGACAAUAUUUUGAAGGUGUCCGGACUGGUGACGAAGGCGAAUACGAAGAAUUUGGUCAACCACGUACUCAGAACAAUGCACUCAAAAUGAAUCGAGCUGGCUUUUUCGAAGAACCCAACUACAAGGAAACCAGAGACAGCAAGGGCAAUCUCAGACUAUGCUAUCGCUGUGGUCUCACCACCAAUGGUCGCGAUAUCAUACCUUGUGACUUCUGUCCAGCCAAGUGGCAUUUGGAUUGCACAGACCCACCGCUCGCGGUUCCACCUCGUCGUCGUGGGGACGACAAACCGAGCUCAUCUUGGAGGUGUCCACUGCAUACAGAACACGAUCUCGCAGCGAUCAGCCGUCAAGUGGAAGCUGUUCCUGGCGCAUUGGGACGCAUUCCAAAGCUUCGCAAGCCCAAAAAUGCUGUACCUCUGGACGUCGAGUUCGCACGAGGCCACAGAAAUAACGGCAUCAUCGAUGUUGAGCUUAUGCCAGACGAAAUCAGUUUCGAUAAGACGAAAGAAGUACGAAUGGAAGGCAAAAUCUAUCGUAUCCCCGAGAAAGCCAUCAGAUUGGACUUCAUCGAUAGAGUCAAACGCAGCUGGUAUGAAGACCAUUCAUUCCCACAACAGUUGGGUGGUCCGAAAAUAAUCCGCAGCAAGAAGUAUCGUCCAGAUGGUGUCGUACUUCACCAUCCACCUAAUGUCACAUUGAUCAAAACUCAGGAACCUGAAUUUUGGACGGGGACGCACGCUCUUGCUGUCACUGAAACUGCCAGGGCCAAUGCUAUGUUACGAAAUCGAUCCAUCAAAGAACAGCAAGCUGUUCUCCAUCUGGCAGAAAUGUCUCAGAAAGGCAUCGAUGGUUACUCUGGUGAUGCUUUGGCGGAACUAACAAAUCAACUUGUCAGUGAAGCACCACCCGAGGUUACAGAAUCCGCGGAACAAGAUGAGGUCGACAAAUUGCUUCAAUUACAAGAGCUCAUCAAUCGGAGACUCAAUCUUCUGAACCAUGGAUCUGUCUCUGCCCCAAGCACUAGUAAUCGAGGCUCAGUCGCCAGUGUAAAUGAUGCCGUUUCACCCAAGACGAAGCCUGUUGAGCCUCCUACCGAAGAACUAUAUGUCAAUGGUGAUUCACCAAAAUCCUAUGCCUCAGGGAAUGAAGCAGACAAUGAAAUGCAUCUCAGUCCUUGA